AUUUUUAUCUACUACUAUGCCUAAAGCAGCUACUCUUGCCCGUCCCACAUCCCCUGAGUCGGCAAAAGAUACACCAUAUGAAACUUCACAAUAUCAAAAUAAAUCCGAAAAUUCGUUCCGUCUUUCACCAAAUUUCGGAAAAAAUCAGCAUUUACCUAUUGAUGAUGAAUUUAAAGAAAGUUUAAGGAAAAUAUUACUUAAUUUCAAUGCGCCUAUAAGAUAUUCUUUUGCAUAUGGUAGUGGUGUAUUUCCACAAAAAGGUUACGAAUUAGAGGAAAUUAAAUACGGAGUAAUUUCAGUUGAUAAGUUAUGCAAGGAUCUCAUGGAUUGGGAAACACUUUAUAUAAAAAUAUUACAAGACGAUGCACGUGUUCGUUUAUCGCAACAAGUAAAUCUGGCAAACGCCUUGAGAACGGCUUUGCUUAUGCUUCCAAAAGAUUUCUCGGAAGAGCAACUUUACUUAACAAUUACGGGACUUUCUUAUGAAGGUGACUUUCGUAAAUAUGUUGGAGAGAAUCCACAUAAAAUAAAAAAUAUAGUUUCAAGACAGGCAGAUACUUUUAAGAUAUUAUAUGGAUCAUUGAUUCAAGGGUUUUCAAAUGUUGCAUUUGUAAGCAACAGCAAACUUCAGCAAGACGAUAAUCCCAAAGCUCGUGCUCAUUUGUUGGAAAAGUUACCAAGAGCAUUGAGAAAUAAAAUCCGAGAACAAUAUGGAUUGCAUUUGGUUAGAAAAGGACAAACUUUACCAUCAGAUGAUAAGGAAGUUUACAGGGAUAUAGCAUCCUCAGAUGAAUGUGUGAACUAUGUUAAGACUG
Racocetra persica is the source of this 815-nucleotide messenger RNA. NCBI's taxonomy places the organism in Eukaryota, Fungi, Glomeromycota, Glomeromycetes, Diversisporales, Gigasporaceae. The record is from the annotation of a GenBank genome assembly.